GCGACGGUACCAUUUUUUCACCACUCCCCCACCUUGCCUGACCAGAAAAUCCACACGCAGCUGUAGCUAACCACACCCGACUGUGUUACCUGUUGCGUAGCCUACCUUUACCUGAACGCACCGCUUCGAGCAUGAAGUAACAUUGUAACCGGCAACAACAAAUGUUUGUCUUUAUUUGAGCUUUCCCAAAUCCGAAGAUAUUAAAUAUGAACAUCAACGACGAGGGCGGAGGAGGCGAUAUCGUGGGAAUGUCAGCCUCCGAGAAACAUCAGAACUGGAUUCCCAAAAUAAUAAAGAAAAGAGUUUGCACUACUUUUGUAGAGGACACUGAUAGUGAUGCCCGGGGGUGCCAGUGCGGGGGGACCAGGGACUCCCAUGCUUCGGCCGCACUGGGGGACUACUUCAGCACCGCCAUCGUCAGCCGCUGGGACAGCAGCCAGCACUCCUCUGAACAGCCCACCGACGCCUUCGGGGAGGUGGAGUUUGCAGGAGCCAGCAAGAGACACAGCUAUUUCCUGCGUCUGUCCUGCGACACCCCCCCCGCCUCCGUGUACCACAUGAUGACGGCACACUGGCGCCUGCCCCCCCCCAACCUGGUGGUGUCGGUGGUGGGCGGGGAGGGCAGGUCGAAGAUCAAGACCUGGGUUCGGGAGGUUCUGCGGCAGGGACUGGUGAAAGCUUCUCAGAGCACAGGAGCGUGGAUCCUGACAGGAGGCCUGAGGGAGGGGGUUGGGAGGUGUGUGGGAGAGGCGGUGAGGGACCACGCCACGGCUGCCUCCUCCAUGUCCAUCAACAAGGUGGUGGCUCUGGGCAUCGCACCCUGGGGCAUGGUGCACAACCGCCAGCAGCUGGUCAACCCGGAGGGAAGCUUCCCUGCUAAGUACUAUGUCCACAACACGUCGAGGGACUCCUGUUGUCUGGACAACAACUACCAGGCCUUCCUGCUGGUGGAUGAUGGGAGUGUGAGGCGCAAAGGAGUGGAGACGGCCUUCAGGGCCCACCUGGAGGACUACAUAUCCCAUCAGCGUACAGGCAUCUGUGGCAGUGGAAGCAUCAACAUCCCUGUGCUGUGUAUGCUGAUCUCAGGGGAGGCAGCCAUGUUGAAGGUUCCCUCACCACCGCUAACCCUCACCACCGCUAACCCUCACCACCGCUAACCCUCACCACCGCUAACCCUCACCACCGCUACCCUCACCACCGCUAACCCUCACCACCGCUAACCCUCACCACCGCUAACCCUCACCACAGCUAACCCUC
This is a messenger RNA of Osmerus eperlanus (European smelt), 1257 nucleotides long. It is a transcript of the gene trpm4b.1, whose product is annotated as transient receptor potential cation channel, subfamily M, member 4b, tandem duplicate 1. Gene Ontology annotation, biological process: calcium ion transmembrane transport. Bases 207 to 1157 code for a protein of 316 amino acids. The transcript is spliced from 7 exons. The record is from RefSeq and is a predicted model, not a curated record. Gene Ontology annotation, molecular function: ligand-gated calcium channel activity; calcium-activated cation channel activity. NCBI's taxonomy places the organism in Eukaryota, Metazoa, Chordata, Actinopteri, Osmeriformes, Osmeridae. Gene Ontology annotation, cellular component: plasma membrane.